AUGCUCGACCCACACGAGUGUGGCCUCUCCUUCACAUCGGAUCUUGUCAACGGCCACCCGAGCUCUUUUAUAUCUCCAUUAGCACUGCCUGUCGCCAACCAAACGCCAUACUUUGACGAGUCCCAGCUUAGUUCAUUACCGCCUGGAAACCAUAUGCACCCUUCAAACGUCAAAAACAAAGCACAACGAACACUGCCUCAGUCCCAGCAACACCAUCUUGCGCCUCGUCGCAACCCUCCAAACGUCCGCGAACAGCGUGCUGCUAGCCUUUCGCCCUCGCGUUACCAAGAACAGACUCGAACAGCGGGAUCUCGUGUGACAUCACCCUCACUGCUCCCUGUGAACGGCAACUCCCUCCUCUCGUCGCCGGAGCAGAUAAGCAGCCAAGUUAUCGCUCUCCAACUCCGUCGUGUCACACUGCAGAAUCGGAGGCUGUUGGAGAACUGGGAGGCCGAGCGCGCCCACCUUGAAGCAAAUCGAGCCAGAGCCGAGGAGAUAUACAAGGAGGAGCGGGCCAUGAUGGAUGACGAUAGGUUGAUUUGGGCCCGCGAGGAGGAUCAACUACUAGCGAGGAUCAGGCAACUCGAACAGGAGAACACGGAGCUACGGACGAAAGUCGAUCAGCUGACACGGGGGUCAGGCGGUGCUGCUCCCUUGGGACGCGGCACCGACGGGGCGUUGGAUCCUGCCACUCAUGCCGGCGGCGUGGGGUUUGCAGGAAAUGCGGCUAGUACGGCGAAUGUCCAUGUUCCCACAGUUAUGUUUCGAAGCCCUCCUGAUGGAGUGUCUCCUGGGCCUGGGAUGACUGCCCCAGAGUCGCACCCCUUCGUUCCUUUGGAUCCGCGCAUGCAGUCCGCAUCACCUGGCGCCGGGUCUGCAGAAAGCUGUUCACCAGUUCAGGAACGAAUCCCCUCAAUUGAUGUACACGAGCUCAUUCCGGAGCUUGAAGGUAUUCGAAUAAAGGGAUCCGCUGUCCAGAAGGUGACCUUCACAGACGGCGCAUCGUCGGUUUCGCCUCUGGCGGGAUCAAAGAAACCUUCGCCUGUGGGCUCCAACAACGACUCGCCUAGCAGUCGGUCGAAGUCUUCUCCAGCAGAGCUGACCAAAGAGGCCCUCCAAGCACCAGCAAACGAUCGGCUCACGAUGCACGCUGGGCACACACCCAACCAUAGCCUUUCUUGUUUCCCAACUGUAGUCUCUACCGAGGCAAACAACACGGCCGGUAGCUCCGGUACGUCGACGCCUAUCCGACAACCGACUAGCAAGGGACUCCAAGUGGGCGAUGAUGGGGCAUCUGCUGCCAACGCUGAUGUGAAUGGACAGCAUGAUGGUGGCUCCGAGGAUGCGCUACCACCGCUUCGACCCAGUGAUGGGGAUGCAGAACUGAAGGGUCCGCUCAUGAUUCGCAACAUGCCCCAACACGACGAAAUAUUCCUUCACAAGCUUGAUGAACAACUUCAGACAUCCCUGAAGGAGGACAACGCCACACCAACGGUCCUUAAAAACGGCAUUGACGAGACACAUACCAGACCUUUGGUUCCUCAGCAGUCACUAGUCUCUGGAGCAGACGGCACUGUUGAGAAGGAGUUGAACCAGGAGGAGAACGACAUGGCUGAGAUUCCUCUUAGGUUCAAAUCCAGUAACAAUUUCGGUCGGCCCUUGGGAAGUUCGGGAAGUCACCCCCCUAACUAG
Molecule: messenger RNA, 1692 nt
Organism: Pseudomassariella vexata
Lineage: Eukaryota; Fungi; Ascomycota; Sordariomycetes; Amphisphaeriales; Pseudomassariaceae
Exons: 1
Coding region: 1-1692 (563 amino acids)
Source: RefSeq, a predicted model, not a curated record